This is a messenger RNA of Dromiciops gliroides (monito del monte), 987 nucleotides long. RefSeq names its product olfactory receptor 508-like. The record is from RefSeq and is a predicted model, not a curated record. The coding region runs from base 49 to 987 and encodes 312 amino acids. NCBI's taxonomy places the organism in Eukaryota, Metazoa, Chordata, Mammalia, Microbiotheria, Microbiotheriidae. The transcript is spliced from 2 exons. Gene Ontology annotation, biological process: sensory perception of smell; G protein-coupled receptor signaling pathway. Gene Ontology annotation, cellular component: membrane. Gene Ontology annotation, molecular function: odorant binding; G protein-coupled receptor activity; olfactory receptor activity.
AUCACAUAUCUUGAAACCGUACUACAAACAGCACUCUUUCCAAAACAGAUGUCUGGCAACAACUGCACUGCUGUGACUGAAUUUAUUCUUUUGGGGUUAACAGAUGAUCCAUUUCUUCGUGUCAUCCUCUUUGUGAUAUUUCUGGGUGUCUAUGCUGUUACCUUAGUCGGUAACCUUAGCAUAAUCAUAUUGAUAAAAAAUAGCUCCCAACUUCAUACUCCAAUGUACCAUUUUCUCAGCCACUUGGCUUUUGUGGAUAUUGGAUAUUCCUCAUCUGUCACACCUCUCAUGCUUACUAACUUCCUUGCAGAUAAGACCUCAAUAUCUCUUGGAGGCUGUUUGGCCCAAUUUUGUUCUACUGCCAUCUUUGGGACUACUGAGUGUUUCCUGCUUGCUGUGAUGGCCUAUGAUCGGUAUGUGGCCAUUUGUAACCCCCUACUCUACUCUACCAACAUGUCUACUAGGGUCUGUACUUUGUUACUCGUUAUAUCCUAUGUGGGUGGAUGUGUAAAUGCGUGGAUGUUCACUGGUUUCUUACUGAAUCAGUCUUUCUGUGGAGGCACUAGGAUCAAUCAUUUUUUCUGUGAUUAUACACCACUUUUGAAGCUUUCCUACCCCCACGAUGACCUUGCUGAAAUUCUUCCUUCUGCCUCGGCUGGAUUGGUAAUUGUUAUCACAGUGUUAGUUAUCAUAAUCUCUUAUGUAUACAUCCUCUUCUCUGUCCUGAAGAUAAGCUCUACUGAAGGGAGAUCCAAAGCUCUCUCAACUUGUACCUCCCACCUCACAGCAGUCACUCUGUUCUAUGGGACUAGUACAUUCAUUUAUGUGUUGCCUAAGUCCGGCUACUCAACAGAUCAGAAUAAAGUGGUUUCUGUUUUCUAUACUGUUAUGAUCCCCAUGUUGAACCCCCUGAUCUAUAGUCUGAGGAACAAAGAAGUAAAAAGUGCCCUGAGAAAAUUCAUUAGUAGGAAACAUCUUUUCUCUUGA